CACAAUUAUAGCGCGUCGAACACGCUGGAAACACGCUUCAAAGCUUCACGCAGCCAGUACUUUGGCCGACGAGGUCGCCGAUCAUGGAUACACCUUCAUCAAAUUCACUGUCAAGGCCUCGUCUAAGGCUUAACCGCUAUACGCCAAAUCCUCGUGUUCAGGACGGUAGUGAUAUGGACUUUACCCCAGUCGCAGUCCCUUCUUCCGCGCGAUCACAAUUCAAUGUCGUCGAUGAUGAAGACGACAAUCAACCUACUCCUCGUAUGCCACUCAGAAACAUAGCUUCUUUUUCAAAUAGCUAUGGUCCAAAUUCAGAAUUUGGACCAUCUACUUCGUCUGUGACACCCUCUGAAACUCCUGCAGCACGCCUCCGCGCCUUGCUAGCACGUUCAUCCGAUUCGCCCAAUGGAAAAUCCCCUCCUACAAGACCCGCUGCACAACUGUCAGAAGAUGGCACUGGCUCUGUGUCCUCUCGUUUUACACCUGCCACUCCAAGUAUCACUCGGGACAGCCUGAAGGAUUUGUUCUCUCGUGCCAGACGUGAGCCUGGGGACACACCACAGAAAUCGAGACCACGCAGAAAUAGUUUUGACACCAGUGAGAUGGACAUUACUCCUGUUGUCGACCGUGAAAGGGAACAGCAUAAGGGUAAAAGAAAAAGUCUAAGUGAUGACGAGGGCGAUAAACCAAAAUCCAGCAAGGGAUCCGAAUCAUCAUUUCGGUCUCCUCAUGCAGCAACGUUUGAUACCCUUCGUGCACGUCUAAUGUCUUCUCACUCGCGGCUCCUCGAUCAAAAUUUGCCUACAGCGGUGUAUGACGUUACUUCUCAACCUUCCGAAACAGGUUCAUUAUUUGCAGACGAACCUCGUUUGGAAGGACAUGCUAAUAUUAAUUCGACAACGACUUUGUUACGACCACUUGAUUCCACUCCAUCAUCACCUUCAAGAAUUGCAAGUUCGUAUCAAAGAACCUUCCAAUUGCCCUCCCAGAUAGCGUCUCACUCUAGUAAGGUCAAACAUUUGCAAUGUUUGUACCCCCCUGACCAUUCAAUUAGAUCUCCUGGAUCAAGAUUCGGAUAUGCAGCAUGUUAUGGGAGAUCUCGAUACAUCCGAAGAUUUACCAGCACCGAUACCUGGGCCAAGUACCAAUCGCCCGUCAACCACCCUGUUGCGGCCCCGUUCCUCCAUUUCAUUACGCGGAAGUUUGCGACAUCAGGAUCAGUCUCGGCGUGCCAGUCUCGAAUUGCCAGGGCCAAGGGCGAGCUCAUCACUUUCUGAUGCUGAUUUCAAAGAACAACACCACUCUCGUGAAGAAGAUCGCAUGCACCAACGCGAACGCGAGUGGAACCGUCCAAAAGCACCAUCACGUUCUGUCACCCCUGAGCUGCAUCACCAACACUCAUUGGAGUUCCACCGACGCCACUCUCAAGAAAUUCCUUGGACGUCACCUUCUCACUUUAAAUC
This is a messenger RNA of Suillus fuscotomentosus, 1463 nucleotides long. RefSeq lists its product as uncharacterized. Lineage: Eukaryota; Fungi; Basidiomycota; Agaricomycetes; Boletales; Suillaceae. The record is from RefSeq and is a predicted model, not a curated record. The transcript is spliced from 6 exons. Bases 84 to 1277 code for a protein of 397 amino acids.